Acanthocheilonema viteae is the source of this 1707-nucleotide messenger RNA. Lineage: Eukaryota; Metazoa; Nematoda; Chromadorea; Rhabditida; Onchocercidae. The record is from the annotation of a GenBank genome assembly.
AUGCCAGCCGAGAAGUUAUCUAAGGAGUUAGCCGAGCAGUCAGCUAAGAAGUCAUCUAAAAAGUUAACCGAGGAGUCAAUUGAGAAAUCAUCUAAAAAGUCAGUCAAGAAGUCAGCUAAGAAGUCAAAAAAGUCGGCCAAGAAGUUAUCUAAGAAGCUAGUCGAGGAGGAGGAUGGUGUCGCUCUCGAAAAGCAAAUAUUAGCGUCUCGGAAAGGGAUAACAUUUUUUGCUAAAACUGAAGAAGAUAAGAUCAAACCGGAGAGAUUUGAAAAUAUCACAAAAGCCAUGUUUGAGGAAGCAGAAGUGGAACAAUUUGUCGGAAUCGAUGAUUACACCGUGCAACGAAUACGACAGCAAUUUACUCAAACGACAUUUCGUUUCGCCAAUUAUAUUGAUCAUAUCUUUAUCACAUUAUCUCUUAUUGUUACUGUUGGUAAUAUGUUACGAUUUCCGAUUGUUUGUUCAGAAAGUGGUGGAAUUUUAUUUUUUAUUCCAUAUGUUUUAUGCCUUAUUUUUAUCACUACGCCAAUUAUUUAUUUGGAAAAUGCUAUAGGUCAAUACAGUUCACUUCCAUCAAUAGAACUUUUCCAACAUCUUUGUCCUGCUUUUGGAGGAAUUGGCGUUGCAAUGCUAUCAGCGGCUAUUUGUAAAACCCUCCUGUUAUCAUAUUCGAUAAUGGGUAUUUUUUACAUGUUUAAAAGUAUAAUUGUUGCAUUCAGUUCCACAUCACAAACUACCUGGCUGGAAUGUGUCUACGAAACAUCUUGCUACGAUCCGUAUGUGAAUUGUAACAAAGCAGUCGGUAAUUAUCAGUAUUACUCAAACUGCUACAAUUUAUUUAAUAAUCAAACAAAAUUAAAUUCGAAUUAUACAUGGGAACAAAUUGUGACAGCUCUGACAUCAACUUCUGAGGCACUUCGGGAAUUUCCGCCAAAUAUUUAUUGGAUGGAAAAGAUAAAUAAGGCUGGAACAAUAAAUGAAUUUUUCUUCGCUUCGGCUACAAUCGAGCAUGCAAUCAUCGCUGUAAUUGCUAUUUUUGGAAUUCGUUUCUAUGCUAAGAUUGCUCGAUUUGUUUUGAUAUUUCCGCAAUUUUGCAUGCUAGUUUGCAUUAUUUAUGCAAUUGCAAAAGCUGGUUAUCGAAAUACGUUUGCUUCGAUAGCAGAAGGCUUUUCACCAGACUUACAGAAAUUGUUGGAUUUCAAAGUAUGGGUCAUUGCAGCACUUCAGACCAUUGGUGAUAUAAAAGUUCGCUACUUCUAUUUUUCGCUUCUUCUCCCAAUCCUUGCAUUUCUUGAGCUAUUAACAAGCAUUCAUAUUUAUUAUUUGAAACGAUUAAUUGUCAAUUUGCAUACAAUGCUUGGUGGACCACCGAAUAACUUUUGGAGAUAUUUGGGAUAUCCAGUGAAUUGGUACUGGACAGCUUGUUGGUAUAUUAUUACACCAGCAUUUUGCAUAAUUUCGGUUGCGCUUGCUUUAUUUACCAUCAUUAGUGGUAGAUUGCACAGUGAUAUUAUCACUUUAACACUGAUAACACUUCUCCCAUUGAGUGUUAUCAUUAUACCAAUGUUAAUUCAUGUUUUAAAAGCUUAUCGAACGGGCAAAACUAUAAAAUCCCUAUUUGUUGCUGAUCAUCGAUGGGCACCAGAAUUGGGUAUCAACCGGCAGCAGGCGCUUUAUGAAGAACGAGCCGCACGUGCGAUCAUUUAA